Varanus komodoensis (Komodo dragon) is the source of this 5316-nucleotide messenger RNA. It is a transcript of the gene PROS1, whose product is annotated as protein S. The record is from RefSeq and is a predicted model, not a curated record. Gene Ontology annotation, molecular function: calcium ion binding. Bases 1243 to 3141 code for a protein of 632 amino acids. Lineage: Eukaryota; Metazoa; Chordata; Lepidosauria; Squamata; Varanidae. The transcript has 12 exons.
UGCAAGCUUGUUUUUUCACCACUUAGAUUAUAUCCUUUUUGUGCUUUAACCUCUGAAGGAUUUUAGGAGAAGAUUGGAAGGUGCUGAACUCAGGACAGCUGAAAUCAAAUGGUACUCAUUUAAGAAGUCUUCUUAAUAUAUGUCUGUCAUGCAUGUGAAUACAUUUCAGUGUGAGCAGUGGUUCCCAUUGUGGCCGUUUCAGCAUAAACAAAGCUGGACAUCCUUCAUCGAAAGCAGAAUGUGUAGAAUAGGAAUGUUCUGUGGUGAUGCCAUCCCUUUUUCAGUAUGCCCUGCCUUAAACUAUGCAAUAGGCUACUGACCUGGUGUAUUGUUAAAAAGCAAUUUUGGUGUAUUGUUAUUCCUUUGAUUCAGAAUACAGUGGACACACUAAUUUCAUGAAGGCUAAAGACUAUAUCAAGUAAAAACAAAUUAACAAAGCCAAUAAGAAAACAGGAUCUGCUAGCUGAGGUAAUUCACAGGAGUCAGUCUAAAUAGGUUCCAUAGGACUUACAUGUGUAUAGGAUUGCUGCACCCCCUACCCUAACUCACUUUGGAUGAACUUUCCCAUUCCUUUCAUGUAGAGUAUGAAACACUCUGAGCAAACCUACUUCUGGUUUACACCUAUCCUAGGAUUUAUGUAUGUAGACCUAAUUCAUUAGCCCUUUAAUUUUGCACAGUCCCAAACUUCAUAGACAAUUUACAUAUAACAAUAUUCAUUUUUCUACAGCAUGGACUAAUUGUAUUAGUAAUUGUGUUUUACAGAGGUGUGAUAUCUAUGGUGAAUAGAAACAGGAAGAUGAGGAAUGCCAAAAUAAAAUCAUCUGCCUUCAUCACUAAACUUGCAGUAUAACAUGACAUUAACUAUAAAAAUAUAUAAGCCAUCAACAGCUAUUAUAGGUUAAUAAAUCUUAAGGGAGCUUUGUUUGAAGAUUUGGAUGGCCUUUGGGGUUUUUUAUUACUAUGAUCUGUUCUAUCUUUUUUCCCCCCUGGCCCUUCAGAAUCUGAUGCAUUUGACAUUCAUGAACCAUAAAAUCACAGGAUUUAAUUCUCCUUGGCUCCACAAGAUCAGACUGUAGGUGGGGUUCACAUUUUUCAGUCUCUAAAGGAAACCUAGCAGGAAAGGAAGAAGACUACCUGUAACUCUUAUUAUUGAUAUAUUUGUUUGUUACAUGGGGAGAGCCUUUGAAAUGCAUCUCCUGUUAUCUGCAAUCUGAAGCAAUAUGGAACAGGAAGGACUAUGUCAUGCAACUUAAUUGUAUGCCUAACUCUGCUCUUAGUUGUUUAGAAUAUGCCAUUGUGGUUGUAGUGAGUAUUUUGUCAAUGGGCAGCUUUUGUAUCUGUUUCACAGAUUGCCUGGCUUUACACCGGACAGGAGUUUUCAGAGUGCCAUCAGUGACUUCUGAUUCUCCAGCUGACUUGCGGUUCUGUGUAACAGAAAUACCAAACCAGUGUAGUCCACUACCAUGCAAUGAAGAUGGUUAUAAAGAAUGCAGAGAUGGACAAGCCAAGUUCACAUGUAUCUGUAAGCCUGGUUGGCAAGGAGAGAAAUGUGAAGAAGAUAUAAAUGAAUGUGACGAUCCAACAAAUAUAAAUGGAGGAUGUAGUCAGACAUGUAUUAAUUUUCCGGGAAGUUAUCGCUGUACCUGUGAAGAUGGUUAUUACAUACAGCCAAACAAAUUGGACUGCAAAGACAGGAACGAAUGCAUGUUAAACCAGAACAUUUGUGGGACAGCACAAUGCAGGAAUACCCCUGGAAAGUAUGAGUGUGAAUGUGCAGAAGGCUACACCUAUAACUCAACUGCAAUGAGAUGUGAAGAUGUGGAUGAAUGUGCUGAAAAUACGUGUUCUCAGAUAUGCAUCAAUUCUCCAGGAAGCUACGCUUGCUAUUGUGAUGGCGCAAAAGGCUUCAAACUUUCCAGGGACACGAAAACUUGUGAGGCUGUACCAACCUGCCUUUCUCUGUAUCUUGAAACAAAUUAUGAAUUGCUUUACCUGGCAGAGCAAUUUAUAGGGAUCCCUGUUUUGUAUUUAAGGUUUAGAUUGCCAGAAGUUACAAGAUUUUCUGCAGCUUUUGACUUUCGGACGUAUGAUAAUGAGGGUGUUAUUCUGUAUGCUGAAUCCACUGACAACACAGCAUGGUUUUUGCUUGCCCUGCGUGAUGGAAAGAUUGAAAUUCAGUUCAAGAAUGAAUUUGGAACCAAAGUAACGAGUGGUGGCAAAGCAAUUAAUGAUGGCUUUUGGCACAUGAUCUCAGUGGAAGAACUGGAUCACAGCAUCAGUGUGAAAAUAGAAAAAGAAGCAGUAAUGAACAUUAACAGUCCAAGAAACCUUUUUAAGCCAUCCAAUGGGUUCCUGGAAACAAAGGUGUAUAUUGCAGGACUACCUCGCAAAGUGGACAACAUUCUCAUUAAACCGAUUAACCCCCGACUGGAUGGGUGUAUUCGUGCCUGGAACUUGUUGAAUCAGGGAAAUUCUGGUGUAAAUGAUAUAAUUCAACAGAAAAGAAGCAAACACUGCUUAAUACGUGUUGGAAAGGGAUCUUACUAUCCUGGUACUGGAGUGGCAAGAUUUGGUAUAAACUACAAUAACAGCUUUACCAAUGCAGAAGACUGGUUAAUAAAUGUGACCAUGACCAUCCGUCCAUCUACAGGCACUGGUGUAAUGUUUGCAUUGGUUUCUCGUGAAACAGUGCCGCUUGCUUUGUCUAUAGCAGACUCCAACUCAUCAGACUUUCAGGAAAUCAUUGUUUCUAUUGAGAAUGUCACUGUUGCCCGCUUGGAGUCAGAGGAUUUGUGUACCUCAAAAACAGUGCAACUGGGACUCAGAGUCACUAGACACCUGCUUGAACUUACAUCUGAAUCACAUUCUGAGAUUACCUACUUUGGCGAGCAGCUCUCUGUCCUUGAUCGAGCAAUGAACGGAACUGUUGAUACCUACAUAGGAGGGCUUCCUGAAGUUCCAGUUGAGGCCACCCCAGUAACAGUUUUUUACAAUGGUUGCAUGGAAGUGAAAAUCAAUGAUAGGCAGCUGGAUCUGGAUGAAGCAAUCUACAAAAAGAAUGACAUUAGAUCACAUUCAUGCCCGUUGCUUAUAGAGGAAAUGCCACGGCCUCAAGCCAUUUCUCACCCUUCCCUUCAUUAAUCUCAUAUGAAAGUCCAGAUUGUUUGCACAAGAUGGGUAAAGACAAACUGAACUGUAAAGGUCUGAUUUUCUAAUGAUCUGUUUUGAGAACAAAUAAUUUGCAUCCUUUUCCAAUAUAAAGGGACCGUAUCAAAAUUAAUAUUCUGUCAAAAUAGUGUCAUUUAUAACAUUUCAAGAUUUUUAGUUGCAUAAUUUACUUGUCAACAUUUAUGCAGUUCAUAUUUUGUAUUUUACUUACUUUGGAGAAUAAAACAAAAAACCAUAUGUCUGCACACAGCUUGACAUCUUGAUUCUAAUGUAUUGUGGCAGCAAGAAAAGGCACUGAAUAGAUAUUUCAUUUUUCUAACAAACAAUAUUCCACCAAUAUCCUAUGAACUCUUAUAUAAGCAAUCAUUCACAGAAAAUCUUGCAACAAUGUUUCAAGAAGUGAUGGUCACAGCUAGAUAAUGGUAACACAAACAUUUAGGAACAAAGCACCAGUGAGACAAUAAACUGUAUUAUUUUUUAACUGUUUUUUUCACAAAGAAAACUUAUUAGUAGCAGCAGCCACAGUAUACUUUCUGAUCUCCAGUACAUUCAAAAAUAAAGUAGGCCAAUAUUUUAUGUAUAUAACCUGCUGAAUCAAGCAGAUCACCUUCUAUUGCAUAUUUCACAAUGAUACACAUACAGUAAAAUAUGAUGAAAGGAUUGUAUCUGACUUGACGGGCUGAUUGUAAGUCUAUAUAUUUGUUAUGCACUCUCCACAAAGGAUCCCUACAUUAUACUAGGCAGAAUUAUGUGUUUGUGAAUUAGCAUGGUAUCAUUCAUUAUUGCAGACCACAAAUAUGGUCUCUGUGGCAUCCCAUUCAUAUUUCCUCACAACAUAAAGUACAUUUCUUUUGAUUAAAUGAGUUUGUUCAACCCAUUCGUAAAGAUUUCGUUGUGGCUUGGAACCAAUGCUUUGUUUUCAGACAUUAAUAAAGUAUAGCUUGAAAAGAACUUGAAAACUAUAAGAUGAUACUGCCACUUAAAGAAAUGUGGUUUCCAGUAGAAUUCAAUGUCAUUCUUUACUAUGUAAUUAAAUUGAUCUGAGGCACACUUAAGUAGCACUAGAGAACUCAACAGAUUUCCAGAUCAAUUGUUCUGACACAGAACUUCAUAUUUCUGAUGCUUCAAAUAGCACUUGCUGAUAUGGAAACAUGGCCAGGACCUCUGCUUUAACCAAAACCUUGUUUUGACACCUGAUACUACCAACACAUGAUUAGAUGCAAGUUUCAACUUCCAAGUGAGGAUGUCUGAGGUCAUGCUACUAAAUAUAAGUUAAACCUCAAGCCAGCUAACAUCUUGAACCUAAAGCACAGGCAAGUAGACAUUAAUGGGACUUAAGUCUUUCAUAACAGUGUGAUUCUGAGGAGCCAAAUAAGCUUCUUCUACCUUACUCAAGUAACAGCAUGAAUAAGAUGGUAGGCUUGUGUAAGAAGCAUGUGAACAUACAUGGUUUUGAUGCAUUUUUCUGUGUAAGAGCUUGCCAUGCUAGAAUAUUUAGGGGUGCAAUCCUCUGCAAGUUUAGACAAGGGAAAAAACAACACCCAGCACAGUAGGGUGGGGUGUGCUGAGAGUUGUAUGCCUUUUUUCUGCCUAAAUUUGGACAGAAUUCCACAAGAAAUGAUGUGACUGUUUGGGAAAUGAUGCCAAAGGAGCACAGAACAGUUCUAGUUGACUGGAUACAUAGCUAGCUGUAUGCAUCUGUUCACUGUUCCUUACUACCACUGUUUCACAGAGGUGUUAUCUGUCUUAGCAUAUAAUAAGGAUGCAGAGUGUUAAUGUGUGCCAUGAGCAGAUUAGAUUUUGUUCCUUUUCAUUUUUAAAGCACUCCUGUCUAAGAAAGCAAAGUGUAGCGAGGAAUACUUAAAUAGAAACAUACUAAAUGACAUCUACCAAACUUCCUCCUCCUUUAAGCAGUCAUAUUCAUAAUAGUAACAGUUAGACGAUGCAUUGAACAGUUUAGAUUUUUUCUGAAUAAAGUUGAUAUAAGCAGAUGUAUUUUCAAGAAAUUUACCAAAUAUUUUUGAGUUCUAUUUUGUGUCUUGUAUGAAUAUUGCAAUGGGUUGAGGUUCUAAUGUACAAUACUGGGUUGGAUUUUACAAAGUGUAAAUGCUGCUCUGUUUAACAAAAUAAAGGAGAUCUACCAUUCUC